This is a messenger RNA of Rhineura floridana, 6153 nucleotides long. It is a transcript of the gene TRAM2, whose product is annotated as translocation associated membrane protein 2. Gene Ontology annotation, cellular component: endoplasmic reticulum membrane. NCBI's taxonomy places the organism in Eukaryota, Metazoa, Chordata, Lepidosauria, Squamata, Rhineuridae. Bases 171 to 1292 code for a protein of 373 amino acids. The transcript is spliced from 11 exons. Gene Ontology annotation, biological process: SRP-dependent cotranslational protein targeting to membrane, translocation; protein insertion into ER membrane. The record is from RefSeq and is a predicted model, not a curated record.
GGGGGAGCCAGCUCAACAGUCAGCAAGAGCUGCGCCUGCGCAGAGGGGGGGCGGGCUCUGGUCGCUGUCUCUCUCGCUCGCUGCCGAAGUUGUCCCGGGGCCCAGAAGUUGGCGCUGGACGGAGGCUGAAGGCGGUGGGGCCGGGCUACUCGCUCAGGUCCCUGCCGGCCAUGGCGUUCCGCAGGCGGGCCAAAAGUCACCCGCUCUUCAGCCAGGAGUUUCUCAUCCACAACCACGCUGACAUCGGCUUCUGCCUGGUGCUCUGCGUGCUCAUCGCGCUGAUGUUCGAGGUUACAGCCAAGACUGCCUUUUUGUUUAUCUUACCUCAAUAUAAUGCUAGCGUAUCUACAGCAGAUGGUGAAAUUGUUGUUUAUCACUACGGGCUGAAGGAUUUGGUCACAAUCCUCUUCUACAUCUUCAUAGCAAUAAUUCUGCAUGCUGUGGUGCAGGAAUAUGCCUUGGAUAAAAUCAACCGGAGGCUCCAUCUUUCCAAGAUCAAGCACAGCAAGUUCAAUGAGUCUGGACAGCUGGUAGCAUUUCAUCUUGCUUCCAUGGUCUGGUGCUUAUAUGUAGUACUAACGGAAGGAUACUUAUCCAACCCCAAGAGUCUGUGGGAGAACUACCCUCACGUUCAUCUCCCGUUCCAGGUCAAAUUUUUCUACCUUUGUCAGCUGUCCUAUUGGCUUCAUGCACUGCCUGAAUUGUAUUUCCAAAAGGUCCGGAAGGAAGAGAUUCCUCGUCAGCUGCACUAUAUCAUUCUCUAUCUAGCGCAUAUAGCUGGAGCCUACCUCUUAAACCUCACACGCCUGGGACUAUUAUUGUUGUUGCUGCAGUACAUGGCUGAAUUCCUUUUCCACAUGGCUCGCCUUUUCUAUUUUACAGAUGAAAACAAUGAAAAGCUGUUUAAUGCAUGGGCAGUGGUAUUUGUCAUCUCCCGACUUUUCACCCUCACCCUUUCUGUGCUGGUCAUUGGCUUUGGGCUAGCUCGGGUGGAGAACCAGGCAUUUGACCCUGAAAAAGGAAACUUCAACACUUUACUUUUCAGGAUGUUUGUUCUACUUCUGGUGUGCUUCUCACAGGCCUGGAUGAUGUGGCGCUUCAUCCACUUCCAGUUGCGGCGCUGGCGGGAGUACUGGAAUGAGCAAAGUGCUAGAAAAAGAGCUGCAGCAGCAGUUGCCCAUGGCAAGCAGCCACUGAAGACCAUCAAAAGGGAGUCUGGCUACCAUGAAAAUGGAGUGAUAAAAACAGAAAAUGGUACCUCACCACGGACCAAGAAACUCAAGUCUCCGUAGAGCCAAAACACAAUCUGCAAAGGAUGUUUGAGAAGGAGAUGGAAAAUGCAAAACUAAGGACUCCGGGAAUAAGAAGCAGCUGCCUCCCUUCUGUCUUCACAAAGUCCUAUUUCAAAUGCCUUAAACACAUACAAUGAAAAGAUCUUUCUCCCUCCAGACAGUAACCAAAAAGCCCCUCUCCGUUCACAGCGGGGUUUGGACACCAAACCCUUUCCUCAUCCAGUGUAUUUUCUUAUUGUGCAUUUUUUAUCUAUCCUUUUAUGUGUUCUUGCUACUUUUUCUGCACCCAGAGAUGUUUUUAUAAGUGAAUUUUCCUUAAAAAUCCAUUCCCUGACUUUGUAGUGCUCUUGUUGCAUCUCAUGAUGCUUUGGCUUGGAGAGGUAGUAUCUUUAAAAUAAGAUGUGCUUUGUUGCCAUGAGAACAGAACUUCGGAGUAGUAUGUGAAGGUCUGACCCCUUGAGACAAUGCAUUCCUGCAAAGAGAGGGUUUGUGGGAAAUCAAAUUUGAGUCAUGAUCAAGGAGCAAAUCUCUGAGGGUUCCUUCUCUGUCUACGUUUCCUAAUUCUAUUGCACAUCUGGUAAAAUUAGUGAAACAUUUAGGAUGUGUCAGGCCUUCACAACAUAAUGGAGAGAAGCACACACAUCCCUUUGUAUGCAUGUAUCCUUUGGGCUGUGCUAUUCCUGUUCUCAGAGAUUAGCUCUUGAUGCAUUCUGGAGAGUGGGACAGAUGCAAACCUUUGAUCUCCAGUGCUUCUUCCUCCUAGCAUAAUAGAGAAUUUACUGUUGUCUUAGCAAGAACUGCAUUCUCCUAAAACGCCAGCAAAUAGACCUGAUGGCUUUGUAUGUGUAUGACAUAUUUUCCAUUUCCACUGGCCUUUUCUUAACCUACAGUGCCUUAGCAUAGGGAGCAGCUUCCCCACUCACUCAAACGGCAGCUCAGGGCAUACAUCUAUGGAUGACCUGUGACCUCCUUACUUAACAAGCAGACAGUUUUCGGAUACUUUAUUUCCUCUGUAACAAGUGUCCUUAAUGAAGCACUGGGGUAAUCAUGCCUGGGUCUGUCAUGUUUAAGGGGUCCAUCCAUACAAAGCAUGGCAAUAUUAUUGCUUGUGCAGCACAAUUCUAUGCAAGUUUACUCAGAAGCAAAUCCCACUGUGUUCAGUAGGGCUUCUUUCCUAAUAAGUCUGCUUAGGAUGACAACACUGGUAUUCUGUUUUCUGAGCCACCCUUUUUCAUAAGUUUUAUCCAAGGGUAUCUGAAUCCAUUUUGCUCUAACCAUUGUAGCUCCUGAGAAUUAUUUUCUUCCUCUGCUUCUAUGGCUGCACAGGUUGCUUCCACACAGAAUGCUGGACAAUUCCUAGCUCCUUAAUAUGUGGAUGAGUUAGGAAUUUGGGGAGAGGGAAUCUGUCUAAUGGGGGAAAUUGCUGUCCACAUAAUCUGCCACCUUCUCUCCAGGCUGGUGGACGGUAUUAAGUAUAAAAUCUACCUCAGAGGUCACCCUUUUCUCAGCUACAUUUCCUCUUCUUGUUGAAGCAUAACUAGCAGUGACAAGAGUAUUCUGGGAGAGGGAAUGGGUCCUUCAUUCAAGAAUAACUUUUAGGUUCUAUGUACUGCCAUCCUGUUUAUUUGUUUUCAGGAAAUAGUAUCUCCUGUCCUCCUUUGUACAGUUGAGGUUGCCUCAUUCGGCAGGGUUAGUUGUGAGACUUGCUCUAAGCCCCAGUGCAGCUGGAUCACCUCACAAGUAUUUUCUCCAUAGAGGCCCUCUGGAUUGUAGAUCAUGACUUAAUACUAGGAAGGGGCUUGAGGGUUCUAUUCGCGUUGGCCAUCCAUGACGAUAAGUAUUCAGCAAGCUGCUGGGAUAGGCUAGGGAAUAGCAGCUGGCUCAGCAAUCUACACUAAGUGACUGAGUGGCUCUUCACUCUACCAGUGCAAGGAAUUUGGGCCACCUAAUGCCUGAUUUGUUAUCAUGUCAAGUCUUUUUUCAACAUUGGAAUCUUUUAUAGUAACUGGUGCAGGUUUCAAUUUCAGCUUUCAUUUUUGUGCACACUUUCCUUAUCUCAUGGUGCCCCUAAACUGAGUCUGCAUAAUUUAUAAUCCACCUCGCCAAAUGUGGUGCAUUAGUAUGUUUUGCAUCUGAUGUGCCUAGGACAGUAAAAUGGAGGGAUUGCCAAGGCACUGGCAAGUCACAAUGCACAGCUCGGGCAGUGCGUUGAGCUUGCUGGGCCACAAGUUGUACAGCUCUUAGGAUUGUUGCAUAGUAUGAGGAGGGGAAACAAUACUCCCUAAGCUGUGGACAGUAUUUGAACUGCUGUAGUAUCACAUUCAUCUUUUCCCUUGUUCUUUUCCUGUUGGCACUACUUGAGAGCGUACCUGGAGCUGUUGAUUUCCCUUUCCUCCAAAACCUUGGAAUGUCCAGUUUAGGGAUAUUCUGAGCCAAAGCCAAACUUACCACAUUGUGCCUGUCACUCCUUGUUGAGUCCUAAAGAUACCUCAUCUAUAUACUUUUUGUAUAGGAGUGAAGGACUAUGCUGGGUAGACAAUGGUGCUAUAAGGAGGUGAGGUGAGGUGGGUUGACCCAGCAUGAUACAGCUGUGAAACCAGGUCUCUGUUGGUUGAGCCUAAUGGAAGCUAGCCCCACCUUCAUUCUGCCCACCUCCUUCCCAUAAACAGCCUGUUACAAAGAGAGAGACCACUGUUCUAAGCUGGGACCUCUCCUUACUUGCUGUUAUAGAUCCUGAGCUGCUGCUACUCAACCCACCUAGAUCAAAUGGCGCUUCCCUAAUUCUGUAGCAACUGGUGUCACCUGUCUCCCAAGGCACCUCAGCAGAUCAGUUUUAAAAACUGUAGAAAGCAGUCUUCAGCCUGCUCACCUUGCUUCCUCCUGCACAAAGUUGUCAAGCCAGUAUAGCAUGUUACAGAUCAUACAAGUGCCUUACAUUGCCACGUAGCCUUUCAUACCUUUUUUAUCUAUUGUAUGUGUCUGUCUUUAUGUAUUGGUGUAUUUCACAUCUAUACACUAGUUUAGCUAUUCAUAAGAGGGACAGCUUUUGUUGAACACAUUGCUUCAAUUUUCUAUGCCUUUUUUUGACUAUAGGUAGGUGCCUUCUCAUUGAAACAAUUCUAAAUAAAUGUCUGUGUUGUAAUACAGCACAAGCCACAGUACCACAAACAGGUAGUCUUAGUUCCAUAGUAGACCAGAUUCAGUUAUCUACUUUCAAUUCUAGGUAACUUGCUUUCAUUCUAAAACUUCAUGCAAAGAAGGCUGCAAGCAGUCUCAUUCUGGUUUUGUUCUUGUGGUCCUUUUGUGGUGCUGUAUAGUUAUGUGAUACUUCUUUCGGUUGUUUUUUAACACAAUGCACUCAUUGAUGCUGGAUUUUGAAGCAGAAGGGGUGUGUGUGAGAGAGACAGACAAGCGGUUUCCUUAACUCUUUCCUCUCAAGCUACUUUUCCACUGAAAAACACCCCUCCCAUACCCACUGCUUCCAUCCUCAAAAGGAGAGAAAGAAAUGGGUACCACUCACAUUGAAAAUGGGGAAAAAAGCUUGGGAGGGAGGGUUAUGGAGGCCCUUUGCAUCUGCAUCUCCCCUGCACAGGUGGUGUGCUUCAAAUUGCAGCCUCAGCAGCUGCAGUGGAUAUCUCUUUUUUAAGAGCUCCCAAAAAGUAUAAUAAAGCUACAUGUAACCUGCAUUUCCACAGAGGAGUGCCUUCUGUGUGAGUGUGUGCAUGUGUAACAGUCAUAGUCUCUUUCCAAAGAAAUGGAAGAAGAGGCUAUUCAUAGAUAUUACCACAUGGACCUCUUAGCUCCUGAUUCAGUGUUAACACCUUCAUUGUCCCACAAUUUGCUUCCCAGGUUCCAAAAAAAGGUUCCCAGGUUGGGCAGCAAAAAAGGUCACCUGGAUUUGCGGUCUCAUGCGGGGAGGAGGAAAUAGAGGCAAUGGUUUAAUGUGGUCAAGUUUUUUGGCAGGGCAGGGAGGUUUACUUUUAGGAGCACUGAGGUUCCUCUUCUUCCUCAUCAUACCUUCUGGAUUGAGAGAUGUAACCUCAUAGUGCUUUUACUGCCUGUCUUGUCCUAGAUAGAUUGGAAGUUACGUAGCAUGAUUUUGCAGGUCUAACCACAAACUUUCUAAAGCUCAGUGUAUAGAUCUUUUACAGCAGGGCAUUAACAUUUGUAUUCUUGAAAAUACAUUGUUUUAUUUGUUUCAGUACCCAUCUGGUAAAACAGUUAGGAAAGCAGAAUCCCCUUUUAAAUGUUCUGCCCACCCAAGCCCUGUGUGUUUAAUGGCUGCUUUUGGAACAGAAACUAAAUGCUAUAUAAAACUAAUAAUGGAGGCUGCAGAUAGUUUGUUGGUUAGGCUGGAUGGAAUUAAGAUUCCACUAUUACAGAUGAAAAGCAGCUACCUCUAGUCCUGAUUUUGUGUCUUCCAGAAGAACAGCCUUUAUUAUCCUUUAUUGUUGCACAACUACAUUGGAAUUUGUUACUAAGGGCUUUGUUUUUUGUUGGUUUUCAUUCAGAAGCUAUGUAUUCUUAUCACUAUUCAGCCAAGGAGUAUUUUGCAUUGGGCAGUGUACAACAGAAGAUAUGUACAUGUCAGGGGGAUGUCCCCUUAUUAAUAUUAAUAUGGACCAAAUUUAAGUCAGGAAGCUGAGAUAAAAAUGCCUGUUCUUGCAUAUUUUAAACUUAAUCUUGAAAGGUCUGGGGAGGUGGGGAGGAGAAGGCAACAUUUUUCAGGAUUUCCUUCUCAAUUAUUAUUUUCCCCUUGUGCCAUUGAAAAAUACAAAUUGUGUAUGAAUUUUUAUUGUUAAACAGCUUUUCAAAAAGCUAUCUCUGAAACAAUAUUUUCUGAAAUAAAAAGGUAUAGAAA